Solea senegalensis (Senegalese sole) is the source of this 1049-nucleotide messenger RNA. RefSeq names its product solute carrier family 31 member 2 (gene slc31a2). Gene Ontology annotation, cellular component: membrane. Gene Ontology annotation, molecular function: copper ion transmembrane transporter activity. Lineage: Eukaryota; Metazoa; Chordata; Actinopteri; Pleuronectiformes; Soleidae. The record is from RefSeq and is a predicted model, not a curated record. The transcript has 4 exons. Bases 404 to 868 code for a protein of 154 amino acids. Gene Ontology annotation, biological process: copper ion transmembrane transport.
GUUUGGUAACUUAUUCAAGAUGGCCCUCGUCUGUGUUUUUUUGUUUUGCGCACGGUUUCACUUCGUUUAAUCAAAUGUUGCGCAAAUAUUUAACCGUUUUUGACCGUUUUCCACGAUUCUAGCGAUAGCACUCGGGUUUACGGAGGAUCAGGGUGAGAGUUGACCGGUUCAUGAGCUACAUAUUCGGCUGUCAACCGCGUCGCGGUGGUGUUUUACAGUUUACGGGAAGACUCCAUUAACCGUGAGCCACCGGUGUACGGUUGUCGCUACUGUGCGGGGCUCCGCUGCUGAGAACACCCCCGAGUUGAGUGAUUGUUCUGCGGCAACAGGCAGCUGCUUCCCCGGGCCUGUCGCGGAGAGACUGUGGUGUUAGCACCCGGAGCCUCUUCUCAGCCGGUCCACCAUGAUGUCCAUGACGUUUGGCUUUUCCAGCAGCGUGAUGCUGCUCUUUGACUUCUGGGAUGUGAACGGACCUGUAGGAAUGGUGCUCUCAGUGCUGGUGGUCACGCUGCUGACCGUGUUCUACGAGGUUCUGAAGGUUUGGAGGGUUUGGUUGAGCAGUAAAUCUAAACUGGCUCGGCCCGGCACCGCGGCUGAGCCGUGUCACAGCGACAGCAGCUCCGCCCUGGCCAGAAGCCAAUCAGAAUCCUCCGUGGUGACCACAGAGACUCACACUCCAGACCCAAACUCCAGGAAACGUUUCCUUCUGCUCCACGGUGUCCAGGCCGUCCUCCACGUGCUGCAGGUGACGCUGGGCUACAUGCUGAUGCUGUGCGUCAUGUCGUACAACGCGUGGAUCUUCCUGGGCGUCAUCGUGGGCUCCGCGCUCGGUUACUACAUCUCGUUCCCUCUGGUGGGUGCGGUCUGACUGAUGGACUGAAGGGUACGGAUGGUUCACACACGCUGGAAUAAUAAAACAAACACUCCCUCUGCUGCUCUCGGCACAGAAUCGGUCCGAUUUUAACACUGGAGGAUAACGGGGGGGGAACCGGGAACCCUGCAACGCUAAAAUAUUUUGUAUCAGUCGUUCCUGGAUGUUGAAUCUGAAA